Messenger RNA from Metarhizium robertsii ARSEF 23, 1236 nucleotides. Its product is annotated as branched chain aminotransferase. NCBI's taxonomy places the organism in Eukaryota, Fungi, Ascomycota, Sordariomycetes, Hypocreales, Clavicipitaceae. The transcript is spliced from 2 exons. Gene Ontology annotation, cellular component: mitochondrion. Gene Ontology annotation, molecular function: branched-chain-amino-acid:2-oxoglutarate transaminase activity. Bases 1 to 1236 code for a protein of 411 amino acids. Gene Ontology annotation, biological process: L-valine biosynthetic process; L-leucine biosynthetic process. The record is from RefSeq and is a predicted model, not a curated record.
AUGAGAGCCGCCACUUUUGCGCGGAGCGCCGUCUGGGCCGCCAGCAGGUCCUCACGGACGCUCCAAGCCUCCCGUCCCCUUCGUCUCUUUAGCAUCAAGGCCGAAGCUGCUUCAGACUCCAAGCAGAAGGCUCUUGACCCCAACAGACUCUCCAUCACUCAGACAUCCAGCCCCAAGCCGCUUAGCCAGCCCGAAACCCUUGUCUUUGGACGCGAGUUCACUGACCACAUGCUUGCCAUCGAGUGGACUCAGGAAGAUGGCUGGCUCGACCCUAAAAUCACCCCUUAUCAGAAUCUAUCCCUAGACCCUGCCACCUGCGUCUUUCACUAUGCCUUUGAAUGUUUCGAGGGAAUGAAGGCAUACAAGGACAAGGACGGCAAGGUCCGCUUGUUCCGCCCAGACAUGAACAUGGCCCGUCUGAACAAGUCCGCUUCCCGUAUCGCCCUUCCCACCUUUGAGCCCGCCAGCUUCAUCGAGCUCAUUAGCAAGUUGGUCAACCUUGACUCACGAUUCAUCCCUAACCAGCGAGGCUACUCACUCUACCUUCGACCCACCAUGAUUGGUACCCAGAAGACCCUUGGCGUUGGUCCUCCUGGCUCUGCGUUGCUCUAUGUCAUUGCCUCCCCCGUGGGACCUUACUACCCUACUGGCUUCAAGGCCGUUUCGCUCGAGGCCACCGACUACGCCGUGCGAGCUUGGCCUGGCGGUGUCGGUGAUAAGAAACUCGGUGCCAACUACGCCCCUUGCAUUGUGCCCCAGUUACAGGCUGCUAGCCGGGGCUACCAACAGAACUUGUGGCUCUUUGGAGAAGAGGAAUACGUCACUGAGGUCGGUACCAUGAACAUGUUUGUGGUUCUCAAGGACAAGAAAACCGGUCAGAAGGAGCUCAUCACUGCCCCUCUUGACGGCACCAUUUUGGAAGGUGUUACCAGAGACUCCGUCCUUGCAUUGGCCCGCGAGCGUCUUGUCCCCGAGGGCUGGAAGGUCACUGAGCGCAAGUACACCAUGAACGAGCUCUAUGAGGCUUCUCAGGAUGGUCGCUUGGUGGAGGCUUUUGGUGCCGGUACUGCUGCCAUUGUCAGCCCUAUCCGAACCAUUGCCUGGAAGGGAAAGCACGUCGAAUGUGGCCUGAAGGAGACUGAGGAGUCUGGCGAGACUGCUUUGCGCGUCAAGGAAUGGAUAGAAGCGAUUCAGUAUGGUGAAGAGGAACAUGAAUGGAGCGUUAAGAUUGCGUAA